Protobothrops mucrosquamatus (brown spotted pit viper) is the source of this 4685-nucleotide messenger RNA. RefSeq names its product neurexin 1 (gene NRXN1). The transcript has 26 exons. The record is from RefSeq and is a predicted model, not a curated record. Bases 1 to 4614 code for a protein of 1537 amino acids. NCBI's taxonomy places the organism in Eukaryota, Metazoa, Chordata, Lepidosauria, Squamata, Viperidae.
AUGGGGGCGGUGCUCCUUCGGCGUGGAGGCUGCCUCCUACUCUGGAUGGCACUGCUCCUGGGAUGUUGGGCUGAGCUUGGCAGUGGCUUGGAGUUCCCAGGAGCAGAGGGCCAAUGGACUCGCUUCCCCAAAUGGAAUGCCUGCUGUGAGAGCGAGAUGAGCUUUAACAUGAAAACCCGCAGUUCCAGUGGCCUGGUCCUUUACUUUGAUGAUGAGGGCUUCUGCGACUUCUUGGAGUUAAUUCUGACACAAGGUGGGCGGCUCCAGCUAAGUUUUUCCAUCUUCUGUGCUGAGCCUGCCAUCUUACUCUCUGACAUGGCUGUCAAUGACAACCUGUGGCACACUGUGAUCAUUCGCCGCAAUUUUAAGAAUACAACACUACUAAUUGAUCAGACUGAGGCUAAAUGGGUAGAAGUGAAAUCUAAGCGGCGGGACAUGACGGUCUUUAGUGGUCUCUUUCUAGGAGGAUUGCCUCCAGAGUUGCGUUCACCUACCCUAAAAGUAACACUCUCCUCAGUGAAGGAUAGGGAACCCUUCAAAGGAUGGAUAACAGAUGUAAGAGUCAAUUAUACACAGUCUUCACCUGUGGAGAGUCAAGAAGUACGUCUGGAUGAUGAACAGAGCCACUUAUGUGCUAGAGAUGUUUGCCUCAAUGGUGGUGUAUGCUCUGUGCUCAACAAUCAGGCGGUGUGUGACUGCUCCCAUACUGGUUUCCAUGGGAAGGAUUGCAGUGAAGAGGUUAAAUUCAUAAUUAAUUGCAUAGUCCCGGUGAUUUAUAUUCAUCAAAAUCAGAUAGGUAAAUACUGUUGUUCACUACUGAAUAGUUUUCCUACCCUCUUAGAAAAGGAUUUAAAUCCAGAGGGUCUGGCGCACUUGAUGAUGGGCGACCAAGGUAAAAGUAAAGGAAAAGAAGAAUACAUUGCAACAUUCAAAGGAUCAGAGUAUUUCUGCUAUGACCUCUCACAGAAUCCUAUUCAAAGCAGCAGUGAUGAAAUAACUCUGUCCUUUAAAACUCUACAGAGGAAUGGACUAAUGCUUCACACUGGGAAAUCAGCUGAUUAUGUCAACCUUGCCCUGAAAAAUGGAGCUGUCUCCUUAGUUAUUAAUUUGGGCUCAGGGGCCUUUGAAGCACUGGUGGAACCUGUGAAUGGGAAAUUUAAUGACAAUGCCUGGCAUGAUGUGAAAGUAACCAGGAAUCUGCGUCAGCACUCAGGCAUUGGACACGCUAUGGUAAACAAACUACAUUGUUCGGUGACUAUAUCAGUGGAUGGAAUUCUGACCACGACGGGCUACACACAAGAAGACUACACCAUGUUGGGCUCCGAUGAUUUUUUCUAUGUUGGAGGCAGUCCUAGCACAGCAGACUUGCCAGGAUCACCAGUCAGUAACAACUUUAUGGGUUGUCUCAAAGAGGUUGUUUAUAAAAACAAUGAUGUAAGACUGGAAUUGUCUCGACUGGCCAAACAAGGAGAUCCUAAGAUGAAGAUUCAUGGUGUUGUGGCAUUUAAGUGUGAAAAUGUGGCAACCUUGGAUCCAAUCACUUUUGAAACACCAGAAUCCUUUAUUUCUUUGCCUAAAUGGAAUGCCAAAAAAACAGGCUCAAUAUCCUUUGACUUUCGCACCACUGAACCCAAUGGGCUGAUUCUCUUCAGCCAUGGCAAACCACGACAUCAGAAAGAUGCCAAACAUCCACAAAUGGUUAAAGUUGACUUCUUUGCCAUUGAAAUGCUUGAUGGGCACCUCUACCUGCUUUUAGACAUGGGCUCUGGAACAAUUAAAAUAAAAGCUUUGCAGAAAAAAGUGAAUGAUGGAGAGUGGUACCAUGUUGACUUUCAAAGAGAUGGACGAUCUGGUACUAUUUCUGUCAACACGAUGCGAAGUCCUUAUACUGCACCAGGAGAAAGUGAGAUCUUGGAUCUAGAUGAUGAUUUAUACCUUGGAGGUUUGCCAGAAAAUAAAGCUGGCCUUGUCUUUCCAACGGAGGUCUGGACAGCCCUUCUAAAUUAUGGCUAUGUGGGCUGUAUUCGAGAUUUAUUUAUUGAUGGACAAAGUAAAGAUAUCCGUCAAAUGGCAGAAAUCCAGAGCACAUCUGGGGUGAAACCCUCCUGUUCAAGAGAAACAGCAAAGCCAUGUCUAAGCAACCCAUGCAAAAACAAUGGCAUAUGUAGAGAUGGCUGGAACAGAUAUGUCUGUGAUUGUUCUGGUACAGGUUACCUGGGCAGAUCAUGUGAACGAGAGGCAACUGUUCUAAGCUAUGAUGGAAGCAUGUUUAUGAAAAUUCAACUCCCUAUGGUGAUGCACACAGAAGCAGAAGAUGUCUCCUUACGGUUCAGGUCUCAGAGAGCAUAUGGCAUUCUGAUGGCCACGACUUCAAGAGAAUCUGCUGAUACAUUGCGUUUAGAGCUGGAUGCAGGACGAGUUAAGCUAACAGUCAACCUAGACUGUAUCAGGAUUAACUGUAAUUCCAGCAAAGGUCCAGAGACACUUUUUGCUGGAUAUAACCUCAAUGACAAUGAAUGGCACACAGUACGUGUAGUUCGAAGAGGAAAAAGUUUAAAGUUAAUAGUAGAUGACCAACAAGCCAUGACAGGUCAAAUGGCUGGGGAUCAUACAAGACUGGAAUUCCAUAAUAUAGAGACGGGAAUCAUAACAGAACGGCGUUACUUGUCCUCAGUCCCUUCCAACUUCAUUGGUCAUCUGCAAAGCCUCACUUUUAAUGGCAUGGCAUACAUUGAUUUGUGUAAAAAUGGGGACAUUGACUACUGUGAACUAAAUGCCCGCUUUGGCUUCCGGAACAUCAUUGCUGACCCAGUCACCUUUAAAACGAAAGCCAGCUAUGUAGCUCUUGCCACAUUGCAAGCAUAUACAUCUAUGCACCUGUUUUUCCAGUUCAAAACAACAUCAUUGGAUGGGUUAAUACUUUACAACAGUGGAGAUGGCAAUGACUUUAUUGUAGUUGAAUUAGUAAAAGGGUAUUUACAUUAUGUGUUUGAUUUGGGAAAUGGUGCAAAUCUUAUCAAGGGAAGUUCCAAUAAACCUCUGAAUGACAACCAGUGGCACAAUGUAAUGAUAUCACGGGAUACCAAUAAUCUCCACACUGUAAAAAUUGACACAAAAAUCACAACACAAAGCACGGCAGGAGCAAGAAACUUGGAUCUCAAAAGUGAUCUAUAUAUUGGAGGAGUAGCAAAAGAGACUUACAAAUCCUUGCCAAAAUUGGUCCACGCCAAAGAAGGAUUUCAAGGCUGCCUUGCCUCUGUGGACCUCAAUGGGCGUCUUCCAGAUUUGAUUUCAGAUGCUCUGCUUUGCAAUGGACAGAUAGAAAGAGGAUGUGAAGGCCCCAGCACCACAUGCCAAGAAGACUCCUGUGCCAACCAAGGUGUCUGCUUACAGCAAUGGGAUGGGUUUAGCUGUGACUGUAGCAUGACUUCUUUCAGUGGGACACUGUGCAAUGACCCGGGAACAACAUACAUAUUUAGCAAAGGUGGUGGACAGAUUACAUAUACCUGGCCUCCCAAUGAUCGGCCCAGCACCCGAGCAGAUAGACUGGCCAUUGGGUUUAGCACAGUUCAAAAAGAAGCCAUCUUGGUGCGUGUGGAUAGUUCGACUGGGCUCGGUGAUUAUUUAGAGCUGCAUAUCCAUCAAGGAAAAAUUGGUGUUAAAUUUAAUGUUGGAACAGAUGAUAUCGCAAUUGAAGAAGUCAACGCAAUCAUUAAUGAUGGGAAAUACCAUGUAGUACGUUUUACAAGAAGUGGUGGUAAUGCCACAUUACAGGUGGACAACUGGCCGGUUAUAGAACGCUACCCAGCAGGAAACAAUGAUAACGAGCGCCUGGCGAUUGCUAGACAGCGAAUUCCAUAUCGGCUUGGUCGAGUAGUUGAUGAAUGGCUACUCGACAAAGGGCGUCAACUCACAAUCUUCAAUAGCCAAGCAACGAUAAAAAUUGGAGGCAAGGAGCGAGGUCAUCCAUUUCAGGGUCAGCUUUCUGGACUCUACUACAAUGGUUUGAAAGUCCUGAACAUGGCUGCCGAGAAUGAUGCCAACAUAGUGAUAGAAGGGAAUGUCAGACUCGUUGGUGAAGUGCCUUCCUCUAUGACAACUGAGUCAACUGCCACUGCAAUGCAAUCAGAGAUGUCCACCUCAGUCAUGGAAACUACUACCACUCUGGCUACCAGCACAGCUAGAAGAGGAAAGCAACCUACAAAAGAAUCCAUUGUUCAGACCACAGAUGACAUCUUGGUGGCCUCAGCUGAAUGCCCCAGCGAUGAUGAGGACAUUGAUCCCUGUGAGACGAGCUCAGGUGGGUUAGCAAGUCCCACCAAACCAGGACGGGGAGGAUACCCAAGUUCUGAAGAGGUGGUUCGGGAAUCCAGCAGCACGACUGGCAUGGUGGUUGGGAUCGUAGCAGCAGCUGCUCUGUGCAUUCUCAUUCUUCUCUACGCUAUGUACAAGUACAGGAACCGAGAUGAAGGCUCCUAUCAUGUUGAUGAGAGUCGAAACUACAUCAGUAACUCAGCACAGUCCAACGGGGCUGUGAUUAAGGAAAAGCAACCCAACAGCUCUAAAAGCUCCAGCAAAAAUAAGAAAAACAAGGAUAAGGAGUACUAUGUCUGAUCCCAACAACUGGAAAGAACAAUUGUAUAGAAAUAGUCUUCAUUUUAUCUUGAGACAUAAAACAAAACUUA